AAGAAGCUUCCAAGCUACUUCUUUCUUCAACCAACCCCUUAGAGUUAUAUUAAUUUUGAUACUGUUCUCUCACUUCCAUCUCUAAAUUUGUCUUCUUCCCACUCAAUACUGUAUCUCACACACAUCCUUUCGAGAUUUCAGAUCUUAACUCACUUCAGAACCUUCUUCUCUCUUUCCCUACUCUUCUCCUUUCUCAUCUCCAACAAUAUAUAAAUGUUGCUUAUAUCUAAACUUCUGCACCAUACACUCUUUUCUCCAUAGUUCAUCAAUUUUCUUAUGAGUGUAUUCUCUUGAAAUAUUCAUAUAGCAAAUCUACUUUAAUUGUUCUAUACAUGGCUUCAAAUAUUUGCAAACCUUCACGUCGUGAUAAUUCUCUAAUAAUAAAACCAACCAAAUAUACCUCAAAGCCUACCCUUUUGCUCAAAGACUACCUCCGAGAUGACCUAAGCUCAUGUUCAUCAAGCGGGUUCAAAUCAUUCCCACGAAGACAAUGCUGCACCACCGUUGGAUUCCAACACAAGAAGAACAACGGUACUUCACUCCCUCGUCGACGCGUAAGGGCUCUCCAGAGAGCUUCUGAAGCAGUAAUAACUGCCAUAAAGUCAUUGUCCUCACAAAAGAGUGCUAAAACAAAGAAAACUUCCACUGGUGUUCUUUCUAGGAGCUUCUCAAGGAAGCUGUUAAGUCGGAGAUUCUGGAGAAAAGCAGUGAAGGAAGAGGGAAGUGAAGGUGUAUUGAGGUGUAAGAGAUCUUUCCGGGAACUACUUAUGCAGGAACGAGAUUAUAAACCAACGUCGUUUAGCGAAGAUGCCAUAUUCAGUGCCAAAAGGUUCACCACCGUCUCUUCAGAUUGUUGCAGUAACAGCUGGGGAGAAAGUGAGUUUACGUUUUCAUCCAACGCUACGUCUUCCGACGGCUCAAAUGAAAAUGACCUAGUUGACGGCGUCAAAGACGGCGCUUCCCACCACCACAAGAUCGAAGGAGUAACAACUGGGGAUUGGUCAAACGAAAAGGAGCAAUUCAGUCCUGUAUCAAUACUAGAUUGCCCAUUUGAAGAUGAAGAAGAAAUGAAGUCUAAUUACAUGAUCAAUUCUUUCUUUGAAGGAGCAGAACACAAGCAUAUGCAGAAGACACCGCAUUUCGAGAACAUAUCUUCAAUGGAGCCAUUGGUUUUAGAGAACAGGAUCAAAUGCUUAGAAUUAGAAGACGAACCACAGAACCAUUCUACAAAACAAUGUUCAGAAUUUGCACCAGUUAUUGGAAACAACAAUGAGGAAGAUGCACAUGAUCUUUUCAAUUUUGUGAAAAGGUCAGUUCCAUCCAAUGAUUUGAUGAUUAACGCGGAGAACCUACUGUUCGAUUACAUCGAACAAAGCAUUGAGGAAAAUAAUGUUAAUGUUAAUUGUUCAAAGAAGCUUAACUUUUGCAAGGUGGUUGAGGAUUGGAUACAAGGGCAACCCCAAGAACUGUAUUUGGGUUGGGAAGUGAAAGAAGGAAGACAUGUUUACAUUAGUGAGAUGGAAAAAUGUGGAGAGUGGAAAAACACUGAUCAAGAAACAGAACAACUUGUUCUUGACCUGGAAAACGAGGUUUUAACUAGUUUGGUUAACGAGAUCAUCCUUGAUCUCGUUAAAUAGGCUAGAUAGUCAUGGAUAUGAUAUGUUGCAAGUACAUUUGCUUCUUAUGUUUUGUAUUUUAUGAACUUUACUUUCUGUCUCGUUCCCUGUCUCGGGGAAACAGACAGAUAAAUUUUGAAACAAUUUAGGAUAUCUAUGUUUAGAUUUGGUUCUAAUGGUUUUCUUCAACACAUCUUUAGUGCUUUGGUUAGAUAGGGUAUAUUAGAAUUUGAGAGAUACCGAUUGAAA
Medicago truncatula (barrel medic) is the source of this 1865-nucleotide messenger RNA. RefSeq lists its product as uncharacterized. The transcript is spliced from 3 exons. Bases 333 to 1637 code for a protein of 434 amino acids. NCBI's taxonomy places the organism in Eukaryota, Viridiplantae, Streptophyta, Magnoliopsida, Fabales, Fabaceae. The record is from RefSeq and is a predicted model, not a curated record.